Messenger RNA from Penicillium pulvis, 2103 nucleotides. RefSeq names its product nitrogen assimilation transcription factor NirA. The record is from RefSeq and is a predicted model, not a curated record. Gene Ontology annotation, biological process: regulation of DNA-templated transcription; DNA-templated transcription. NCBI's taxonomy places the organism in Eukaryota, Fungi, Ascomycota, Eurotiomycetes, Eurotiales, Aspergillaceae. Bases 1 to 2103 code for a protein of 700 amino acids. The transcript is spliced from 3 exons. Gene Ontology annotation, molecular function: DNA binding; zinc ion binding; DNA-binding transcription factor activity, RNA polymerase II-specific.
AUGAGCCCAACACGUCGUUCCUCGCCUAAUGGUCCUCAAUUUAGGCCUAAUCGUGCAUGUCAGUUUUGCCGAGCCAGGAAGAUCAGAUGCGACACGGUCAAGCCCAGCUGUGGCUCGUGUCAGGCCCACGGCCGUCGCUGUAUUUAUGUCAUUGAACCGCCCAAACAAAGACCUUCGCGCGCCUUGAUCAAUGAGGCCAACAGACAAAAAAUUGCAUUGGAGAAUGUUAUUUUGGCUCUCAAGAAUACGGAUCCCAAAGAGCGCGACGGGAUUCUUAACUCGGUAGCCAUCAAGAAUGGAUCUCUCGAUCUGACUAACUUUCAAGAUCCAGAGCGGUGGCAAUCUGCCAUCUCUGCAAUCGCUCCAAAUGAUGAGCCUCUUGACCCAAGCUCAGACGAUGAGGAUUAUGACCCGACACCCUUCUUGUCGCGGGACGAGUGUGGUGCACUGGGUGCCUUUGGGCCAUCGUCCACAUUUCAUGUCGGCAGCCCCAUUAGUCAAACUGAAUCGUUAGACUCAAAGAAUAGGUCAGAAAUUGAUCGACAUCGAUUGAUUGCGAACGCCGCGUUACAACGCCAGAAAGAAUACGAUCUGCUACGGCAGCCUUCAAUAGCGGGUUUGCCAUCGGAUUUGGCAAUUCACCUACUUGACCUGCAUUGGAAUCGUCAGCAUCACACAUUUUUGCUGACAUACCGCCCGGCAUUCAUGAGAGACCUCGUCCAGGGAGGGUCCUACUGUUCCGACUUCCUAGUAAAUGCGGUAUUUGCUUGCUCAAGUAAGUUUUCAGAGCGGCUGGAGGUCCGGUCUGACCCAGCCCGCCCAGAGACGGCAGGGAAGCUUUUCUUUGAUCGCUGUGACCAGCUUCUGGCAGAGCAAUCACUUCUGACUCAUUCAAGCAUCCCCACUGUUGCCGGGCUGCUCAUGCUAGGAAGCACCUUUAACGCCCGCGGGCAAAUAUCUAAAGGAUGGCUCUAUACUGGAUAUGCCCUGCGGAUGGUCUACGACCUUGGGCUCCAUCUUGACUGUAAAGAAGUUGCCGGCAGUGCUGAAGAUGUUGAAAUUCGCCGCCGACUGUUUUGGGGAGCUUUCAUCUGUGAUAAACUGCAGAGUCUAUACUUUGGCCGUCCUUUUACCCUUCAACUUCGGGAUGCUCACGUUUCUCGUGAUUUCAUGGACACCUUCGAGGAGAACGAACUAUGGAUACCAUAUAUUGACCCGAAAAUUCCAAAUAAUGAUUUGGUGAAUCCUUCAUCCCCGACACGGAUCUAUUCCGUCUCCGUAUUUCAGCAUUUAUGCUCACUGUCCAAAAUCAUGACCACCAUCAUCGAUCGAUUUUACGUUGUUGGAGCGACUGGUGAGGUGGCAAGAAAACACCUUGACAUGAUUGACCAGCGUUUGACUGCCUGGUAUCGCAAACUUCCAGCUAAUUUGCACUUUGAGCCCUGGGCAGGGAACGAACCGGAAACCCAACCGGGGGCUGCACCAAACAACAUCAUUCUUCUGACUACGUUCAAUGCCCUGAUUAUCCUGCUGCAUCGUCCAUUUAUUAUCACUGGGCACCUCCAAUCGACUGAUAGCCCGGCUAAUUCAUGGGAACGAUGCAUUACUGCCGCCCGGAAUAUCACCAGCCUCGCAUUGGCCUAUCGCUCCGCCUACUCUUUACGUAGAGCUAACUAUAUGCUUAGCUAUGCCGUUUAUGUUGCCUGCACAAUUCAUGCACGAAAUCCUACAAUCAAAGAAACAACUCGACGGAGAGACGCUACAUCUCCAUUGACUAUAUGCCUGCGCUGCCUGGAUGAACUAGCCAUACCCAAUUGUGGUGUGUCAGCUCCAGCUAAGAUCAUCCGACGUUUGAUGGAGGCAAAUAACAUUCCACCUGAGCCAGAGCCUGACAUCAAUGUUCCCCACACGAUGGAUGUGAAUUUGGACUUCCAAUCCUUUGCAACCCUAGAACUACCAGGACUUGCAGAUGACGAGACUCAAUACUCAAUCUUCCCAGAGUUUACACAAGACCUAGAUCUAUUGUUCGGGUUUAUGAAUGAACCUCUAGCGACUUCUACGGAUUUUGCCGAAUUAAAUCAUGCCAGCAGCCAGCCGACAUAG